This is a messenger RNA of Trachymyrmex septentrionalis, 2657 nucleotides long. Its product is annotated as calcium/calmodulin-dependent 3',5'-cyclic nucleotide phosphodiesterase 1A-like. The record is from RefSeq and is a predicted model, not a curated record. Gene Ontology annotation, molecular function: 3',5'-cyclic-AMP phosphodiesterase activity. Gene Ontology annotation, biological process: signal transduction. Lineage: Eukaryota; Metazoa; Arthropoda; Insecta; Hymenoptera; Formicidae.
AUUAUGUAUAAAGAAAGAAUAUGUCAAAUCUGGCAUCGAUGAUUAGUUCAUUUGCGACAGAUGCGCACACUUUUCGAAAAGUUGUUAAAAUCGAUACGUGCGCUGCGGCUCAAGAUUGGUCAAAGUUGGAAAGUUUCGUGAUGCAGUGAUUCGAAGAGACGGUAGUGAGCUUUAUUUCUCAUCUUACAAAGGAAAUGGACAAGGACAAGAAUGUAGAAGUUGCAUCUCCGCCGGAUAGACGAGUUACAAGAGACGAUAUUGGAGUAGCCCCGGCUGGUGUUGCGGUGAACAACGCAGCUGUUACUAGCUGCAGCAGUGUAAGCGGUGCGACAUCUUCAAAAUCGCGCAAUUCUUCCUCUUCUCCCGGUCGAAAUGGCCAACUCUCCAAACAGGGCACCUUGACGAUAGUACGUCGAAGUUCCAACAAAAGCAAAAGCGGUGGGAAUUUCGAAAAUUCACCACCGCAUAAUCCUGAUACUUCGUAUCUAUCGAGCCAAUCCGUCGAUCUUGAAGAGAUUCUCGAUAACAUCGAUCUCACGACGGAUUCGCUUCCUGCCGUCGACACACCUGAUGCAUGCGAUAAAGCUGCCCUUAGAUUGAGGUGUUUAUUGAGGCAAUUACAACAUGGGGAGAUAUCAGCCGAAUUACUUCAACGGAACUUGCACUACGCAGCUCGCGUGCUCGAAGCUGUUUUUAUCGAUGAGACCAAGGUGAGUUCAGGCGGGAAUGAGUGCACUCGGUCAUCACGUAGGGGGGCGGGCCUGACGUCUUCAUCCCUAGGGGGCGGCUUGGACCCAGAUGGACCACAGGGCCAUACGGUGGUAACCCAGAAACGGAAGCUUCGCACCCCCGUAUGGGCAAGGUUGCGAAACAUUCACAUUUCCAACCCUUUACGAUCCAUACGACUAGCGGAUGAAGAUGACGAGCUGUCAGAAGUGCAGCCAGAUGCGGUACCACCGGAAGUGCGUGAAUGGCUAGCAUCGACUUUCACUAGGCAACUCGCCACCACUAGACGGAAAGCUGACGAGAAACCGAAAUUCCGCUCGGUCGCUCAUGCUAUCAGGGCAGGCAUAUUUGUCGAUCGAAUCUAUAGGAGAGUUACGAACACUGCCCUCAUGCAAUUUCCGCCGGAAGUCGUAAAAGUACUUAAGACUUUAGAUGAUUGGUCGUUCGAUGUAUUUUCUUUGAACGAGGCCGCUCUGGGGACGCCAGUGAAAUACCUGGGCUAUGAUCUCCUCAAUCGAUAUGGUAUGAUUCACAAGUUUAAAGUACCUCCUGCAGUUUUGGAGUGUUUCCUCGGAAGAGUUGAAGAGGGUUAUUGCAGGCAUCGAAACCCAUAUCACAACAACCUCCACGCUGCUGAUGUUGCACAAACGAUGCAUUACAUCUUGUGUCAAACGGGUUUGAUGAAUUGGUUGACCGAUCUCGAGAUUUUCGCUACCCUUGUGGCAGCGAUUAUUCAUGAUUACGAGCAUACUGGGACCACAAACAAUUUCCACGUAAUGUCUGGUAGUGAUACAGCGCUCCUAUAUAACGAUCGAGCUGUGCUAGAAAAUCAUCACAUUUCGGCCAGCUUUCGGAUACUCAGAGAAGAUGAUUGUAACAUACUACAGAACUUGUCAAGAGAGGAAUUUCGAGAAUUUCGAUCGCUUGUGAUUGAUAUGGUUCUUGCCACCGACAUGAGUUUUCAUUUUCAACAGCUAAAAAAUAUGAAAAAUUUACUAAGUUUGGCAGAGCCAAGCGUGGAUAAGAGCAAAGCUGUUAGCUUGGUUCUCCAUUGUUGCGAUAUCUCGCAUCCUGCCAAAAGAUGGGAUCUUCAUAAUAGAUGGACAAUGCAACUUCUUGAAGAGUUUUUCAGACAAGGUGAUAAAGAAAGAAAGCUUGGAUUGCCAUUUUCUCCUCUAUGCGAUCGCAAUAAUACGUUGGUAGCUGAAUCUCAAAUAGGAUUCAUAGAAUUCAUUGUCGAGCCUAGUAUGCAAGUAUGCAGUGACAUGCUGGAAACCGUUCUUGCGCCACUCAAUGUCAAGAACCCCAUGGAUGAACCUAACAAUGGUUCGGGAGGAGAAAAUAGAAGGUUCAAAAUUGGCAAACCUUGGAUUUCCUGUCUUGCAGAUAAUAAAAAAAUCUGGAAGGAACAAGCAGUCCGAGAUGCAGAAAUCAAAGCACAAAAAGAACAAGAACAAAAGACCAGCAACAAUCGUGAAGACGGUGAGGGAGCGCAAGCUGCGGCCGAAGAAUGAAAGAUACACCGGACAAUUAUAUUUUUUAAGAGUCUCUGCAACUUUAAAUUACGAAGAAGUUUAUGAUUACAUUAGAUGGCAUCUAUCAUAAAUUUACGAACUUCUUAUUACGCUUACAAAUGAUAGCCAAACGUCAUUCGGUAGUACAAAUGGAUACACGGAUAUUAGAUGAGUGGUUAUAGCGAUGUACACAAAAAUAUAUAUAUACAAGAUAUGUUGGAGAAUACUUUGUUUGAAUUGACACCAAAGAUUCAAAUUAUAUAUUUAUCCCGCUAUUUCUGUAGAAUAUUCACAUAAUAUAUUUUAACUGAUUGUUUUCUACAGUUUCAUAUAUUGCUUGAUCUCAUUAUAUUAGUUACAGUGCUCCUCAAGAUAAUCGUCGCUAUUGCAAUUAAAUUAGACAUGUCUUGUCAAUUU